This is a messenger RNA of Eriocheir sinensis (Chinese mitten crab), 993 nucleotides long. RefSeq names its product dynein regulatory complex subunit 7-like. Gene Ontology annotation, cellular component: motile cilium. NCBI's taxonomy places the organism in Eukaryota, Metazoa, Arthropoda, Malacostraca, Decapoda, Varunidae. The transcript has 5 exons. Gene Ontology annotation, biological process: cell motility. Bases 41 to 886 code for a protein of 281 amino acids. The record is from RefSeq and is a predicted model, not a curated record.
CGGUGGCAAGGGGGGGCGGCAGGCGGUAGAGCGGCGGGUGAUGAUGGUGGCGGAGGGGCGCGUCUACCUCCUGUACCACUACGGCCGCCACCGCCUGCUGCAGCCCUCCAGGACCUUCAUCAAGCCAGCGGACGGCGUGCCCACCUCCCUCACCAUGGACCUCACCCACAGCUUCCAACCUGACCCCGGGGCAGAGGAGCCGUCGUUGCCGCAGUUUUGGGAAGAGUUGGAGGAACAGAUGGAGGCCGAGGCCCGGGCGUUGGUGGAGGUGCGGCAAGCAGUGGAGGAGACCGAGGCGGUGAAGGAGGCCCGUGUGGCGGAGGAGGAGCGAGCCACGCUGCUGCCGGGAAUCUUCGACACCACGUCCAACGCCACCGUCCAGCAGAUCCUGAAGGAGAGAGAGUGGGAGGAGGCCCACCGGGAAGAGACGGAGAGAAAGAAGAGAGAGGAGCGGGAGGGCCGCGUUGACACCCUUGCUCCUUACCUGCCGCUACUUCAGGGAGGAGAGGGGCUGGAGGAGGCCGUAAAAGAGCGCUGCCUACAGGACUUGAGAGAUCGCCUCGCCCUCAGAGCAAACCUUCUUCAAGACAAACUUGACCAAGCUCGAGAGAAUGUGCUGGCGUGCCGGGAGGAGGCCACGCGCCGUAAGCGAGUGACCGCUGAGGAGCGCGCCGCCCUCAACGCCCAGACCGCCGCAGCUGAGGCCGCCCAUCGCCGCCUGCGGGCCCACCUGGCGGCCUGGAGACACGAGGCCGAGGAGAGGUACGAGACCAUGGCCGCCAAGCUGGAGGCCGACCCGCGGAUUCAUGACAUUCCCUCCUCCACCGCCACGCCCCAGCCGACGGACAGACAGGGCUCUCCCGGCCCCACGGCCCCGCAGCGCUGAGAUGCAGCACUACGCCACGUGGGUCUAGGCGAGAGGUGUAAUGUGGGAGGAGGACUUUCUGAACAGUUGUUUCUCAACCCUGAAUUCUUCAACGAUGAACCCACACG